UGUCCCUAAACGUCAGGCUGCACUGGGUGGGAAUGUCAUCGAGUCCUCUCAGAACUGCCAAAUCCACCGAUUGGUGAUAUUGGGAACUGAUCUGGGUGCUGGAAAAGUUCAUGCAGCCAGUAUUCUGCAGGAAGCCGCGUGAACCACUGACGAGCAGUGACAUGAGUAGAGUCAACGUUCGACAGGCUGCGAUCAGAUCCAGCUCGGGAAUUUUUACCAGAUUUCCUUCGGACCUGCCGGGAUGUCCGGACUGUUCAGCCAUGACAUACAGAGCUUGGAUUCAGAGCGCAUAGCCCCACGACGUAACAGUUCAGCCAGCCCUUGAUGCUACAGACGUCUGUCCGGUUUUUCGUACGGAAGAGGCAGCUUAGCCAGGUCUGUGGCCAAGUCGGAUACUCUGCAAUACCUGCACCACGUGCAGAAUAGCUCAUUGACUGUUGCGCAAAGCUGAGGGUGCCCCAGCUAUUGUCGCUAUGCAGCCUUCAGUCGCCUGAUGGUUACAUCGGACCAGUCUUUCCCCAGAAAACCAGUGAAUCAUGAAGCAGUGGCUGGCGCCACCGCCACCAGCACCGUUCAUUGGCGGGGUCGCCUUGCUCGAACGGGAUCCUACCCCGGCGUCUUAUUCCUCUGCUUUCCGAGCGAAGAACCACCGUGACUUUGUUGUGGCUUCCGCAGGGGUUGGAGUGUGCCCAGGUAUAACUCUAGCAGGUUAUCCUAUCAGGAGAUCGCUGCCUACUUACUUAGACGAGACGGCGAUGAUGAUUUCCACAAGGCACGUGCAGCAGCGGUACAUUCAUUCUAUCAGAAGAGAGUAGAGGUAGUGGUGUGACUGAGGUGAAAAGCAAAGAAGAUUGAACCGAAUAGGAUUAUCUAGAAAGUGAGAGAGAGAGAAGAAGAAGAAGAAGAAGAAGAAGAAGAAGAAGAAGCAGCAGC
Messenger RNA from Aspergillus welwitschiae, 933 nucleotides. RefSeq lists its product as uncharacterized. The record is from RefSeq and is a predicted model, not a curated record. The transcript has a single exon. NCBI's taxonomy places the organism in Eukaryota, Fungi, Ascomycota, Eurotiomycetes, Eurotiales, Aspergillaceae. Bases 537 to 815 code for a protein of 92 amino acids.